Messenger RNA from Acanthochromis polyacanthus (spiny chromis), 1508 nucleotides. RefSeq names its product coiled-coil domain containing 34 (gene ccdc34). The transcript is spliced from 7 exons. NCBI's taxonomy places the organism in Eukaryota, Metazoa, Chordata, Actinopteri, Pomacentridae. The record is from RefSeq and is a predicted model, not a curated record. Bases 121 to 1116 code for a protein of 331 amino acids.
GCGUCGGGGCGUGGUGUAUGAUGGGAAAAAAAAGUUGUAGGUAAAUCAGUUCGGAGCUUCCCCGUUACACCAAGCGCUGCUGCAGGACUUUUCUCAUUAACACAAAGACAUCGGUUAGUAAUGUCUGGAGGGAGGAUGCCCAACUGCCCUGCCUCUGUGUCCAAAGGUUUCAGCUCGACCCCCAUCAAGACCAGCCUGGGGAAAGACAUCCACACAUCUAAGGCCCUGGACGAUGGCAUCCUGUCUGACGACGAGGACACAUUCUCUCUGCUUUCUCCCAUCUAUCAUGACAGUUUUGACAGCGAUGAAGAAGACCUGGAGUCCGUCUCAGCUCGGCAAACUUCACCCAGGCUCAGCACAUCACCAGUCAGAUGUGAGCUACCGAGAACACCUUCAGAGCAGAUGUUGAGUCCAGCUGUGCAGCCUUCAGGAGCACCUUCGCUCAGUGCAUGGGAAGUGUGGCUGGUAAACAAAGCUAAAGAGGACAGUCUAAAACUGGAAAAGAAAGCAGAGGAGGAGCGCUUACUCAAAGAAAAAAAAGUACAGCAAGAAAGAGAGCGGGAACAGAAAAAGAUCAUUGUGGAUGAGAAGGUCCAAGACUGGCUAAAAUUGAAAAGAGAACAGGAGAGGCACAAGCAAACUCUGAAACACAGUAAAGAGGAGAAGGAGAUGCAGAGGCAGCGGGACAGGCAGAGGGAGGCUGAACGGAAAGCUCAGCAGAAGUACAAAGACUGGCUGCAGAAAAAGGACCAAGAAAAAUCAGAAAAGGAAAAGAAGGAAAAAGAGGAAGCUGCCCUGAAGGAGGAGCAGGAGAAGGAGCGCCACAGGAGGGCAGAGGAGAAGUUCAAGGAAUGGCUGACAAAGGCCAAUGAAAAAAGCAGAGCAAGUCCCAGAUCACCCUGCAGCGCAACAAGUCCCUACGACAGAUCGUACCCAUCGCCCAGUUUCUACAAUCCAAUCCCCUGGAAGCCCAUUCACAUCCCUCCUCCAGAAACUUCGCUGAAUAAGACGUCUGGCAAGAAACCUCAGAAACAGAGAAAAAGCCAGCCGAGCCCCGGCGCCGCUUUCAGACUGAGGAAGACUGUGAGCGUGGCACAUUCGCUGCCGAGGAGAUGACAGGGCAGGCUGUCGUCUGGUGACUGGGAUACGGUAGCUUAGUUACGGCUCAAAUAUGAUUUCACCACGACUCAUCCAAACCAGCGCGGCUCCUCAGCCGAGUGUCUGCUGAGUCACAGAUGAUUUCUGCUCUCUGAAAUGGUCGCUGUGGUUUGUUAUCUUCUAAGAAUGCAUUAGUUCAGAUCAGUUUGUACGUAAAGAUUUCUGAAUGUUCUGGAUUUAGGAUUUUUUGAUGAUUUUACAGAGCUGUCUAUAUUUUUUCCUGACACUAAUGUGGCUUUUUUUUACCAUGAUAAUGUCUAGCAUACACAUUUGAAAACCUAGAGUAUGCUAUAUUUUGUAUUAUUCUGUAAAUUCUAUUUUUAAUUUACAUAAAGGAGGCCUCAUAAAUG